Messenger RNA from Nematostella vectensis (starlet sea anemone), 2890 nucleotides. Its product is annotated as pleckstrin homology domain-containing family A member 2. The coding region runs from base 257 to 1393 and encodes 378 amino acids. The record is from RefSeq and is a predicted model, not a curated record. Lineage: Eukaryota; Metazoa; Cnidaria; Anthozoa; Actiniaria; Edwardsiidae. The transcript has 13 exons.
UACCGCUGACCAUGGUUCCUGUUCUGCUGAUUAGGUUCUCACUUUCAGCUUGGUCAGCUUCCUACCCAAGGGCCGCCUUUGAUUUGCGUCGUUCAAUUCCUUGCUUCCUGCACUCAAAUCAGCAGUCAUAGUGCUACUCACCGUUACUUUGACUAUUACUUUACCAUUACCAGCAAAAACGCUGCACACAUGUAGAGUUUGUACACAAAGCGUGCAACAAGUUGCUUGACUUCAGCCAUCAAAACAACAGAUAAGUAUGCUUCACCGAGAUGAAUACUCGCGCCUUCUCGGGUCCCUGUAUCUGAAAGAUCAAAAUGAAGAUUGGAAGAAUAAACUGUUUAUUCUAGAUGAGGAACAGUGUUUGCUCAGAUACUUUCACCACACGUACGUCUAUUGCCCGCCAAAUGAAAAGUUGUGGAACAUGCCUGAAGGAGAAAUUAAGCUUCGAUUUAUUACGAAGAUUGAAGAGAGACCCUACUCUCCAGAAAAUGGCUACUGUUUUGAAAUUCAGAUGUUUGAUGCUAAGAAGUAUUUCCUAAAAUCUGAAAAGGAAAAAGAAAUGCAAGAGUGGGUGACAAACCUGAGAAGAGUGGCGGUUGACCCAACAAGAAGGCAACAGAAGGGAUCCAUUUCCAAGCAAAUUGAUAAUCCACCACCUGAGGAUCCACAGCCCAUCCCUACUGACACUGAAGAGGUCACUAAUGGAAAGGAUAAACCGAUGGAACAUAUCAGCUACGAGACAAAGAUUGUUGGCGGAGUAGUCAUAAGAAAACCUGUUGUCAUGGUUGACCCAACAAGAAGGCAACAGAAGGGAUCCAUUUCCAAGCAAAUUGAUAAUCCACCACCUGAGGAUCCACAGCCCAUCCCUACUGACACUGAAGAGGUCACUAAUGGAAAGGAUAAACCGAUGGAACAUAUCAGCUACGAGACAAAUAUUGUUGGCGGAGUAGUCAUAAGAAAACCUGUUGUCAUGAAGGCGGAUUCAGACACCGAGAGCCAAGCAUCUCUUGAUAGUCAAGGGAGUUCCUUCUCUGAAAGUGUAGCUGGCACUCGUGGUAUCAAAGUUAUUAAAGAUGGCUACUUAGUGAAAAAGGGAGCUGUGGUAAAAAACUGGAAGAAAAGAUACUUCAAACUUGAUUUAGUAAAAUUCAGCUACUACGAAAAAGACACGGACAGAGAUCCCAUUCGAACAAUCCCCACUGUUGACAUCAGUGAAGCACGUGUUAGUAAAAUAGUUGAUGGUGGUACAAAAGAACACAUGUUUGAGGUUGUUACACCACACAGGACAUUUUAUCUACAGGCAUACACAGAUGCAGAUAUGCAAAGUUGGAUAAAAGCUUUACAUUCAGCAAUAAAAUCAAUACGUGGCAGAACCGCAAGUGGCCCUCUUUGACCACACUCUUACUCAGUCAUAUGCCUAGCUGACUCAGUUCAAAGGGACAUGUCACCAGAGUCAACCAGUCUAUCAUACUACGUAACCAGCACCGUCUGAUGUAGCUGAAUUAUCUUGUCAUGUGGUCCUCAUCAGUAACGGAUCUAGGGGAGGGCUUGGGGGGUUCACCACUCCCCCCAACCCACCCCCCUUGGUGUGCCAAAGGAAAUUGAUAUGUUUAAGCGGCGUUAACACUAGUCGACUUCCGGUCGAUUACGUAAAAAUCUCGAUUAUUUUCAACGGACAGCGGGAAAAAUAUUUCAAAAUCGUAAAAGCAGUAAGUGUAUCUGAAAUUUCUUUGAGGAUGUGGCUGAUAAUUUAGAGCGGAUGGCCUAUUAAAUAGCGUGGAUUCUAAUAGAUUUUUUUGUCUCUGGUCGGUAGAAGUUUUCGUCGGCCCUCCGGAAAUAAACUGGUGGCAGUGUCGCUUUAAGAUGCCAUAUAGAACAUCCCUCUAAGAUGAAAAUCCCUACCCAUCUCCCUACCCAUCUCUUAGGUAUUUGUGUCUGUGUGAGAAAAGCCAAAUGCUCGCGCAUCUUUAGUCAAAGUAAAGUGCCAAUGUAUUGAGCAAAGAUGUUCAACGGAUAGUUUUAUUAUCCAUUAGUUAGUAUAUCUAGUUUUAAAAAAGAAACAUUUGGUAGGGGUUUUAUUUAACACUUGUGAAUUUUGUUGAUACUAUGUUCUAGUGUUAGAAUUUUUUUAAACAAUUUCUUUUGUUUUUGUAUUUGUCUUUUAAUGGUUACACCAGGACAUAUGUUUUCCUCGGAUUUUGCAGCUUUUGCACUCAGUCCAGCUAUAAUUGCUAUAACCCAAAACCAGGACCGUUGCUGAGUAAACGUCGUUAAGAGUGCAAGCCUCGGAUAUUUUUUUAGUUUGCUUCGUGAGCAGACGCUAUGUUUUCACAUGUCUCUAGUAAAUUCCUGCUGUACUAAAGGGGCAGCUACGCUCACUGCCCCCGUGCUAUCUACGCCUGGAAAUUAGUCCAUCGAUAAGUAACUUUUGUUUGCUACAAGAAGAAUACGAGUAAGGUUAAUGUUUUCUUGUUUCUCUUAAAAAUGCGAAAGACAAUUUGAUAAAUUUGUCUUUUAAGUAGGAAUAGUUACACCAAGACUUAUGUUUUCCUCGGAUUUUGUAGCUUUCGCACUCAGUCCAGCUAUAACUGCUAUAACCCGAAAUCAGGACCGUCGCUAGUAAACUUCGUUCGCAAGUUUGAUAAAUUGUCUACUGCUUUAUAACGUAGUUUUCUUCAUAUUUAACAAAAACAAAACUUAUCGCUGUGUAUAUCGUGUAGUCCUGGUUUCUAUUUUUUGUUGGUUUGAAUGUUGUCGUCUGAAGUCACACUUUUUUUAUAAGUAUUUUAAGGCUGAUAAUGUUCUUAAGGAUUGGAAAACCCAAUGAAGUAUUAGAAGAGAAUUACACAAGUUGUCAAUAUAAAUAUAAUAUUAAAGGUUAUGAACACAA